Closterium sp. NIES-65 is the source of this 4620-nucleotide messenger RNA. Lineage: Eukaryota; Viridiplantae; Streptophyta; Zygnematophyceae; Desmidiales; Closteriaceae. The record is from the annotation of a GenBank genome assembly.
AUGGGCGCAACGUCCCCAGGCGCGCCCCCCGCGGCGGCCACGGGGCGCGCGGUGCUGAGCGAGCGCGUGGUGGGACACCGCAUGGCGCUGCAGCGCAACGAGAACAUCCGCUGCCUCGCCGCGCUCGCCCUCCCCGCACCCCUCCCCGCGCCCGCACCUGCAGCAGCAGAGCCUGCGUCCGCAUCUGCGCACGCAGGUACCAGCAGCGCUGCUCCUGCAGCAGCAGCAGCAGCAGCAGCAGCAGCAGCAGCAGGUGCUGUGUCUGCUGCUUCUGCUGGUGGCAACAGCGCGUCAGCAUGGGGCUGGUUGACUGCAGGUCGGAUGGCUUCUGCUUCUGCUUCUACCGCGUCUGCUGCUGCGGCUGGGGAUAGCCCGUCUGCUGCUGGCAGCCAUGUUGGUAGUGUGGGUGGUGCUGGUUCUACCGGUAUGGGGGGAGCAGGGGGGAAUGAGGCCAGGGGCCCCGAGUUGACUAUGCGUGGGGUGUGCGUGGUGGGGAGGAGGGCAGUGGAGCGAGUGGAGGUGUUACAUACGGUGAUGGGGGGGCUGCUCGCUGUGCUCUGUGAUGGGGGCGUGCGUCUCCUCCACCCUCUCUCCCUCUCCCUCGGCCCACCUGUAGGCCCUGCCUCUGGCACCCUCCUCCUUGCCUCGCACCCUCUAUCAUCCCCCGCUCCCUUUCCACUCUCCUCCUCUAAUCCCUCCUCUUCAAACCUCUCCGCCCCCACCUCCGCCUCCUCAUUUCAAGCCUCCCCACCCCCCUCCGCGCCUCUCCUCCUGGUCCUCCGCAGGAAGCUCCUCAUCUUCACCAUCUCCUCCUCCGCACCCUUCUCCCCCACGCCUCUCUGGGACGCGCUCUCCAUCCGCCUGCAAGGGGAGAUGCUUAUAAAGGGUAUAGGCGAGCGAGAGGUCCCUCUAGCAGCAGCAUACCUGGGGUCGUCAGUGAUCCUAGGCACGUCGCUGCAGUACCUGCACGUGUCCAUCCCUUCAGGCGACCCCUUGCAGCUCUUUCCCCUGCCUCCCUCCUCUCCCAAUCCCCCUCUCAUCGCCGCUGUUUCGCUCGCCUGCAACGCGCCUGGGGUGUCCUCUCCGCGCGAGAGAAAGGUUGCUCCUGAUGAGGGGGGGAUAGCGUCAAGAGCGCAUACGGAGACAGGUGGAGGUGAGGGUGAGGGUGGGGUUGAGGUUACAGCAGCAGCAAGAGCAGCAGCAGGAAUGGAGGCGGUAGCAGGAGCAGUGAGAGGUCUGGCGGUAGCAGAGGAGGGCGGUUGGGGAAAGCAGCAGGGGGGGCUGCAAAGAAUGAGCGCGAGUGUGGCUGGCACAUCAGAUGCAGCACCGGCCAGUGCAAGAGCGCACACACAGGACACAGCACACACAUCACCAGCAGCAGCAGCAGCAGCAGCAGCAGCAGCAGCAGCAGCAGCAGCAGCAGCAGCAGCAGCAGCAGCAGCAGCAGCAGCAGCAGCAGCAGCAGCAGCAGCAGGGGAGACGGCAGUAAGAGCAGCAGCAGGAGGGAGCAGUGGUUCUGACAUGGGUGCAGCAGAGGGCCGACCAAGCAUACAGAGCCAGGAAUCAGCAGCAGUACUAGCCAUGGACGAUAUAGGAGUGGUCAUAGACACCACAGGCCAGCCCAGAGGCAACCCCCUCAUCUUCCCCUCCCCUCCCAUCGCCCUCACCUUCGCCCCUCCCCACGUCGCCACUGCUCUCCACCACUCCCUACACCUCUUCGACCCGGCCACAGGCACGCUCCUGCAGACGCUCCCGGUGCCGGGAGGGGCGGGGACAGCUGGCAGGAGCCCAUUGGUGGCGCUGGCGGCGGAGAGGGGAGGAGGAGGAGGGGCGGUGGUGGCGGCGAGUGGGAGUGAGGUGUGGUGGGUGCCGCGGCUGUCUCUGGUGCAGCAAGCGAGGGAGCUGAUGAGAGAGAAGCGGUAUGGGGAGGCACUGGAGGUGGCUAGGGGGGUGGAUGUGGGCGAGGAGAUGGAGGGGGAGGCAUGGGGGGAGGUUAGGCCAGGGGAUGGUGCUGAGCCGAGCACAGGGAAAACAGAUGCUGCUGUUGGUGGUGACGGUGGUGGUGCUUCUGCUUCUGCUGCUGCUGCUGUUGCUGCUGCUGCUGCUAAAGGGGUAGUUUCUCCCAUGGCAUCUGCGCUAGCUCCAGGGACACCUGGGAGUAAGAGUGUGACGAUACAGGGGGCGUGGAGGAGGAGAGUGGCGGAAGCGCAUGCGCAGGUGGGGCUGUUGCUGCUGUGGGAUGGGGACUUCAAAGCAGCCGUGCCGCACCUCCUAGCAGCACGAGGAGGGGUCUUCCAGCCUGCUGAGAUCUUUGCGCUCUUCCCCCACUUGACUGCCAGGUGGCGAUCGCUGAUCCCUCGAGCUCGCUUCUGGGGUCUGCACGCGCCUCUCUCUGCCCUGCACGACCGCCUGCUCUGCUGCUGCUUCCCUGCACCGUCUGCCGCUCCGCACCACCGCCCCCACCAUCACCCCAGCUCCUCUUUAACUCCAUCUGCGUCCCUUCCUGCAGCAGUAGCAUCACCAGCAGCAGCAGCAACAGCAGCUGCAGCAGCAUCAGGGAGGGAGGCGUUUACAGGAGCCAGGCCAGGCUCGUCUGGGGGAGGUGCAAGUGCAUCUGUAGGGUCCGGUGCAGUGGGGAGCGAUAGAGGGAGUGGGAUGGAGGCGGGGGAGCAGCGGGUGCAGCAGCAGCGGCGGCAGGAGGACAUUCGGCGGCAGUGCCAAGAAGGUGUGGUGAGCUAUCUGCUGGCAGUGCGGCAGCAGUGGCGGCACUACUGUGUGUCGGAGCAGGAGCAGCAGGGGGUGGACUCGCUGCUGCUGCACCUGCUGCUCGCGCUGCACGACGCCCCCCGCCUGCUCAUACUCUGCCUGCCCGCCGCACGCAACCGCUGCUACCUCCCGGAAGUGGAGGGAGCGCUCCUGCGUGCACACCUCUUCCCGCCCCUUGCCUACCUGCGCUGGCAGCGGGGAGAUGCCGACGGCGCCCUGGCGCUCUGGCGGGGUCUCGCACUAGGGGAGCUGCGGGGGGAAGCGGGGGAGGAAGCUGGGGGGGGAAGCGGGGGGGCUUUGGGGAGGGGAGUAAAAGGGGGGUUGGGGAGAAUGCAGCGGCAGGCGGUAGAGGAGGCUGUGGCGAUUCUGGGUGUGGUGGAGGACCCUCACCUCGUGCUGCGCCACCUGCCGUGGGUAUCUCCCCUGCUACAUGCUGGCUCGCCAUGGUUUCUGGAAAUUCAACGACAUCUGCCAUUUCCUGUGAUAUCCGGCAUGUGCUCUCUCAUCCCUCCCAUGCUCUCUCAUCCCUCCCAUGCGGCACCGCAUGCUGCCACCACCAUCAUCGCACAUGCAUCAUCAUAUCAGGUGUUGCAGCUCGGUCCAUCCAAAGCUCUCUCCGUCCUCACUGCUUCUCGCCCCCCCUCGGCUGCCCUGCCAGUUGACGAGGCAUUGGAAACCAUAUCAGCUGCGGGUCUGGAUCGACUCGUCAAGUGGAGGUACCUGCAGUGGCUGGUGGAAGAGCAGGCCAGUCACAGCAAGCAUCACCACACACUCUAUGCACUCGCUCUUGUUGAUACCGCUGCUGCUGCUGCCACUGCUGCCACCGCCGCUGUUGCUACUGCUGCCGCUAGUGCGGCUGCAGGAACCAAGAGCAUUAGAGCACUGACGGAAAGCGGUCCCAGGGAGAGUUCAGCUGCAAGCGGGAAGGAGGAAAAGAAGGGGUACUUAGACGCAUGGGAGGUCAGGAUGAGGGGAGCAGGAGCUACAGAAGCAGCGCCGCCAGCAGAUGAGAGGGUCAGGGCGAACGAGGAAGAAAACCACAGUGAGGGCGAUGAGGGAGAGGAAGCAUGGGGGCUUGAGGGGGCGUCAGAUCAGGCAUCGCUGGCAGGGCUGUGGCAGCGGGUGCGGGGAGUGCUGGGGACGUUCCUGGAGUCAUCAGAGCUGUAUGAUGGCAGUGCUGUGUGGCGGAGAAUACAGGGCGAGCGCGCACUGCUGAGGGAACAGGUGGUUGUGUUGAGGCGACUGGGUGACCACACAGCCGCCCUGCGCAUCCUUGCUCUAGAGUUGAAGGACAGUGAGGCGGCAGAGGCGUACUGUCUACACCUCAACGACCCCCACGCUUUCGACCAUCUACUGCACCUGUACCUGCACCCGGGCGGCAGCAUGCGCCCCAUGUUUGACGCCGCAGUGCGCCUGCUGCACUGCACGCGCGCUCACGUGGACCCCAACAGCAUACUCCAGGCGCUACCAAGUGACAUGACGGUGCAGGAGGCGGGGAGCAUUUUGGCGCGGCUCAUGCGCGAGAGAGUGCACAGAUUGCGACAGGGGCAGGUGGUGCACCAUCUGCUCAAGGCUCAGAACCGCACCUUACUCGAACGCCGCAUGGAGCUGCUCUCCCGCUCCGUGCUGCUGCCACUGCCGCCACACGCCAUCAUGCCACCCUCCUCCUCCUCCGUGCUAUCAUCGGCGUCAUCGGUGCAUGGGGGGCAUGCGGGCACGAGUGUAUCGGCCACGCGCUGCUCAGCGUGCCACAACCGCCUGUGCAUCGACGAGCCCUUUGCUGCCAUGCCCUCUGGCGCCCUGCUCUGCCACCAGUGUUACACCCACACCACCUCAGCUCCUAAUGAAGGAUGA